AAUGCCCAAACACUUUGCCCUAAAAUUUUUAAUCUCCUACCCCCGAUAUCUUAUCGCCUAAACCAGUCCCAACAACAACAACCACUUUCCCUCACCGCUCGGUCCAAUUAGCUUCUCUGGGUUGGUUCGUUCCUAAGCCCAAUCUCUCUCUCCCCCCUCCACACCCCCUCUCUGUGCAAAAAAAACCCUAGAUCGCUCGCGCUCGCUGAGACCCGAAGCUCGGGCCCCGAGCCUCCCCCCGUUCGCGCGCCUCGGAUCUUGCUUUCUUCUGCUCUGCUAAGGAAUUCAAUUUAGCCAUGGCAACCGCUGAUGAGGAGAAGAUGGUUUCAUCAGAUGAGCACAAGAAGGUAACCGCGGAUGAGCACACAACGGGAAACCCAGAUGAUCACAUGAAGGGAAUCCCAAAUGACCACACCAUGGCUGCCCCAGAUGACCAAACCAUGGCAGCCCCAGAUGACCAAACCAUGGCAACCCCAGAUGACCAAAUCAUGCCAACCCAGGAUGAGCACACGAUGCCAACCCCAGAUGAGCAAAUGAUGCCAACCCCAGAUGAGCACAUGAAGGCAACCCAAGAUGAGCAGACAAAGGCAACCCCAGAUGAGCAAAUGAUGGCGCCCAAAGAUGAGCAAAUGAUGGUACCCCAAAAUGAGCACACAAUGGAAAUCGCAAAUGACCAUGCAUUGGUAAUCUCAAAUGACGACACGAUGGCAAUCGCAAAUGACCCCUCGAUGGCAAUCUCCAUUGACCACACAAUGGCAAUCCCAGAUGAGCACCCGAUGGCAAUCUCAAAUGAGCACCCGAUGGCAACCUCAUAUGAGCAUACAAUUGCAACCCCAGAUGAAAACAAGAUGAUAACAACAACUCCAGAAGUGAACAAUGAGCUGCCAAAUUCAGAGACACAGCCUAACAAGCGAAGGAAGAAGAAGUCCAUUGUAUGGGAGCACUUCACCAUAGAAACUGUUAGUGCUGGAUGUAGACGGGCAUGCUGUAAGCAAUGCAAGCAAAGUUUUGCAUAUAGUACUGGUUCUAAAGUUGCUGGUACCAGCCACUUGAAACGACACAUUGCCAAGGGGACAUGCCCAGCACUUCUACGUAACCAGGGGCAGAAUACCCCGUACACCCCACGGUCAAGGAUGGCGGGAACUGGCACUGCCAGUGAUCCACCAAAACGACGUUAUAGAAGCCCUAGCACACCCUACGUUACGUUUGAUCAGGAUCGUUGCCGCAAUGAGAUUGCUAGGAUGAUCAUCAUGCAUGACUACCCACUUCACAUGGUUGAACAUCCAGGGUUUAUAGCUUUUGUCCAGCAUCUUCAGCCCCGUUUCAACAUGGUGAGUUUUAAUACCGUCCAAGGAGAUUGCGUUGCAACUUACUUAAUGGAAAAGCAAAACCUUACGAAGUUUAUUGAGGGCAUACCUGGACGUGUUUGCCUUACACUGGAUACGUGGACUUCAAGCCAAACAGUAGGUUAUGUGUUUAUAACUGGACACUUCAUUGAUAGUGAAUGGAAGUUGCACAGGCGGAUUCUCAAUGUUAUAAUGGAACCAUAUCCUGAUUCAGACACUGCCCUCAGUCAUGCUGUUGCUGCUUGCCUUUCUGAUUGGAGUUUGGAGAGCAAGUUGUUUUCUCUCACUUUUAAUCAGCCACUGAGUGAAGCUGCUCUUGAGAAUCUUAGGCCUCUUCUCGCCAUUAAGAACCCACUGAUCCUGAAUGGUCAAUUAUUAGUUGGUAAAUGCAUUGCACGUACCUUGAGCAGCAUGGCAAAGGAUGUACUAGGGGCAGGGCAAGAAAUAAUCAAGAAAAUCCGGGAUAGUGUAAAGUAUGUGAAGACAUCAGAAGCCCAUGAGGAAAAGUUUCUUGAGCUCAAGCAGCAGCUUCAGGUCCCCAGUGAAAGGAGCCUAUCUCUUGAUGAUCAUACUCAAUGGAACACAACAUAUGAAAUGCUAGUCGCUGCUUCUGAGCUAAAGGAAGUGUUUUCUUGUUUGGAUACUUCUGAUCCCGAUUACAAGGAAGCCCCAUCCAUGGAAGACUGGAAGCAGGUUGAGAUUCUCUGUACAUACUUGAAACUUCUCUUUGAUGCAGUGAACAUCCUUACCUUUACAACUAACCCAACUGCAAUUACAUUCUUUCACGAAGCGUGGAAGAUUCAGACAGAGCUGGCUCGUGCAGUUACGAGUGAGGAUCCCUUUAUCAGUGACCUUACUAAAACAAUGCAAGAAAAAAUUGAAAAGUACUGGAAGAAUUGCAGCCUGGUUUUGGCAAUUGCCGUAGUCAUGGAUCCCCGUUUCAAGAUGAAGCUUGUUGAGUUCAGUUUCUCGAAAAUCUAUGGUGAAGAUGCUCCCACAUAUAUAAAGAUUGUUGAUGAUGGGAUUCACGAGCUCUUUCAUGAAUAUUUGACACUUCCUUUGCCUCUAACACCAACUUAUGCGGAUGAAGGAAAUGGUGGAAACAUGAAGACAGAGGACUCUCAGGGAGGAACUCUUGUGUCUGACAAUGGACUCACAGAUUUUGAUGUGUACAUCAUGGAGACUGCUAGUCAACAGAUGAAGUCGGAGCUGGAUCAGUAUUUGGAAGAGUCUCUAUUGCCUCGUGUGCAGGACUUUGAUGUAUUAGGCUGGUGGAAGCUAAACAAGAUGAAGUACCCGACUCUGUCCAAGAUGGCUCGUGAUAUCGUGUCUAUUCCAGUAUCUACUACCGCUCCUGAUUCUGUAUUUGAUGCCACAAGCAAGGAGAUGGACCAAUACCGGAGUUCUCUACGGCCAGAGACGGUGGAAGCCCUUAUAUGUGCCAAGGAUUGGAUGCAGUAUGGGUCUGCAGAAGCUUCAAACGCACUUGUGAGAAUGGAAUAUUAGAUUCUAGGUUUGAUUCUGUCACAUUAUGUCUUUGUAUGAUGGUAGGUUGUUGCUAUAUUGGUUAGUUUAAAAUUGGCCGGUAGGUCUAGCAAAUUGUAGCAUUAUAUAAGAGAGAUAGUUUGGGUGCUUGGACCAUCAGAAUUUAGCUUCUUUGUUAGCUUCGGUUAUUACAUUCAGUAUCAAAGGCUGCACAUGGUCGAUGGAUCCUAGUCCAGCUUAAGGGGAUGGAUGUACAGUUGUUAAAAUGCUGAAUGCUUUUGUUCCAUAUUUUCGAACUUGAUUUAACCUUCAAUAAUUUCGAUUUUCCUUUA
Corylus avellana is the source of this 3163-nucleotide messenger RNA. It is a transcript of the gene DAYSLEEPER, whose product is annotated as BED zinc finger and hAT dimerization domain-containing protein DAYSLEEPER. The record is from RefSeq and is a predicted model, not a curated record. Gene Ontology annotation, molecular function: protein dimerization activity; DNA binding. Lineage: Eukaryota; Viridiplantae; Streptophyta; Magnoliopsida; Fagales; Betulaceae.